AUGACUACCUGGAAGACCAUCAGCCGUGCUGUGCAGCUCGAGAUCACGAAGCGUAAGGGCUCUCGCUUUAUCUCAGCAGCAUGGCCACUAGCAUCAGAAGAUAAUAGUACAGUUUCUGAAUUGAUAGCACAAUUCAUUGAAAUUCAACGCUGCAAGUUUCCGGCUGCUAAUCACCAUUGUUACGCCUAUACGACGAUGAAUGGAUGUGAAUUGUGCUCAGACGAUAGAGAGCCACACGGGACCGCUGGUCGUCCCAUCCUUGCUGCAAUACAGCGAGCUCAAUUGGUGGAUGUCUGUGUGGUGGUCACAAGGAUUUUUGGCGGCGUCAAGCUCGGGUCUGGUGGUCUCAUCCGAGCGUACGGAGCUGCAGCACAAGAGGUGAUCGAGCAGGCAGAGAUAGUUGAAAAGGUGCCUACACGAUUGCUUCACGUUCAAACCGCAUAUUCGUUUGUUGAUAUCGUCAAACGAGCGUGUGACCAAUUUAAUGCUGAGCUUGUAUCGCAAGAAUAUGCUGAAGAAGCGGCGUUUACGACGAAAGUAGAACGAUCGACAUGUACGGGAUAG
Messenger RNA from Peronospora farinosa, 564 nucleotides. The record is from the annotation of a GenBank genome assembly. NCBI's taxonomy places the organism in Eukaryota, Oomycota, Peronosporomycetes, Peronosporales, Peronosporaceae.